Messenger RNA from Phytophthora sojae, 471 nucleotides. RefSeq lists its product as hypothetical. Lineage: Eukaryota; Oomycota; Peronosporomycetes; Peronosporales; Peronosporaceae. The transcript has a single exon. The record is from RefSeq and is a predicted model, not a curated record. The coding region runs from base 1 to 471 and encodes 156 amino acids.
AUGGUGCUCAAGUUUUGCAGUCCCCCCUGGAGCGAUGAGCCUGCCGCUGGAUCGCCUAGCAACCACGAUUCAGAGGAGGGCCGCACUACUGCAGAGGGCCAGCGAUCGGGUGCUGAGCGAGCGUGGGAUGAACUGCUGACUGCCGCUUUUCGCGCUAAGCAAAGUGACGACUCGCAUCGAUGGGAGAAGGAGUUUAGUGUCUUCUUCGACGACAGCAAACCUGUGGGUCUGGGCUUCCAGCCUGCUGCAAAAAGCAACAAGUUUAGCCUCGUGCCCGCCGAAAGCUACACCUGUGUGGUUCGAGAUGUGGCACCUGUGGGGCUUGCUGCAGAUUACAAUGCGCGGUGCCGAGCUGCAGGGGACUACUCACGCAUCAUCGUCGACCAACUGCGAGUGCGCGGAGUGAACGGGCAGGACGUCGCCAACGUAGCUUACGCUGAUGUUCUUCAGAUGUGGGUGCAUUAUCUGUAA